Messenger RNA from Silurus meridionalis, 2199 nucleotides. RefSeq names its product RAB3A interacting protein (rabin3). NCBI's taxonomy places the organism in Eukaryota, Metazoa, Chordata, Actinopteri, Siluriformes, Siluridae. The coding region runs from base 338 to 1672 and encodes 444 amino acids. Gene Ontology annotation, biological process: exocytosis. The record is from RefSeq and is a predicted model, not a curated record. The transcript is spliced from 13 exons. Gene Ontology annotation, molecular function: guanyl-nucleotide exchange factor activity. Gene Ontology annotation, cellular component: Golgi to plasma membrane transport vesicle.
GUGUGAGAGAGAGUGAGUGACGCAAGCAGCCGGUCGGAUAGGUUGUGUAUCCGUGGCUCGGUGGGUGUCAUAGUUACUGUUAGCAGCCUGUGUGUGUAAGCGGAUUGACACAAUGGAAAAAUUAGAUAAAUAGAUUCUUUUCUGUAUAUGUUUGAUGAAGCCUGGGAUCUGGAUGGUGACGGAGCCGCGAGCGUGCCAACGCCUUGCAGGUUGUGAGAAAGCCGGGCGAGGACUUCAAGACGUUGUUUAGCGGUCAGUCCUUCUGCGCUGCUGAGACAUGGCUGACGGAUCAUACACAUGUUCUUCAGAAUGAUACGUAUACUAUGACUCUGAGACGAUGGCCAGCGAACCCCUGGAAGGUUUCCACGAGGUGAACCUGGCAUCACCCACCACCCCGGACUUGCACGGCGCCAACGAGCCACACGUGGCCAAGCCCAGCGCGCCACCCAGCAACUUGUACCGCACACACUCCCUGACCUCGAACCCCUGCCCUCCGAACACCCUCUAUGUCGACCAGUUACCCACACAGCCGGUUUACCCCGCCCCCCGAGACCUGGACAACGAUGAGCCGCACAACGGCAGCAUGCCCGGUCCGGAAGGCUUGGCCUCGCAGGAGGCAGGGGCAGGAGAUGGUGGUGCCUCGUUGGCUGACGAAGGCGAGGACCCGUUAGGCCUGAGCACGGACAGCCUAUCACGGCUCAGAAGCCCCUCUGUGAUGGAAGUCCGGGAAAAAGGAUAUGAGAGGCUGAAGGAAGAGCUCGCCAAAGCCCAGCGGGAGCUUAAGUUAAAAGACGAGGAAUGUGAGAGACUUUCAAAAGUCAGGGACCAGCUGGGGCAGGAGCUGGAGGAACUCACUGCUAGCCUGUUUGAGGAGGCUCAUAAGAUGGUGCGAGAGGCGAACGUAAAGCAGGCCACGGCGGAGAAGCAGCUGAAGGAAGCUCUUGGGAAGAUCGAUGUUCUCCAAGCCGAGGUGGCCGCGCUGAAGACCCUUGUUUUGUCCACAUCCCCUACAUCGCCGUGUAAGGAGAUGCCUUUGGGCUCCAAGGUGCCGUUUAAGAAAGGCCAUGCCCGCAACAAGAGCACCAGUAGCGCGAUGCUGGGCAGCCAGCAGGAGCUCAGCGUUCCUCAGCCCAUCGUACGGGACUGCAAGGAGGUUGAUUCCAUUCUGUUCAAUGAGUUUAAGGCAUGGAAGGAGGAACCCACUUUGGAGAGGGGCUGCUCCUUCUUGGACCGGGUUUACAGAGAGGAUAUUAACCCAUGUCUUUCGUUCUGCAAGAGCGAGCUGGGCUCAGCGAUCCUGGAGGCUGUGGAGAGAAAUACACUGAGUGUGGAGCCAGUGGGAUUCCAGCCACUGCCUGUGGUCAAAGCUUCAGCCGUGGAGUGUGGAGGACCCAAUGGCAGGAAGUCUGAACUAGUCACGAAGUGCGCCCUCAGUGGCCAGACCAAAACCUGCAAGCACAGAAUCAAAUUCGGCGACUCCAGCAACUACUAUUACGUGUCUCCGUUCUGUCGGUAUCGGAUCACCUCCGUGUGUAACUUUUUCACCUACAUCCGCUACAUUCACCAGGGACUGGUCAAGCAGCAGGAUGCUGAACAAAUGUUCUGGGAGGUCAUGCAGCUCCGCAAGGAGAUGUCCUACGCCAAGCUGGGUUACUUCAGAGACGAACUGUAAAAGAGGAGAGGAGCGCUCGUCUGGAAGGAACCCACGCAAUGUAGCCGAGAUGGAGGAGUUCUGCAGCUAACGAGGAGACGCUCACGGGGACCAGAUCUUUCCUCACACCUCAACACUCCAGCACUGUGUGUGUGUGUGUGUGUCUGUGUGAUUAACCGUCUAUGUUUUCGGGUCCUUUCCUAUUUAAAGUGCAGCUGCUGAUUUCAGGCAGAUUGCUACCUGAAGGAGAAGAAAAAAAAAAAAACGCCGGGUUGGGAUUCUGAAUGUUCCAGCAAAGAAACACCCCUCAACCCCCCGAAUCGACUCCUCUCGAGCUUUCAGUUCAUGCUAAACCUAGCUAGCGAUGUGUUGCUGUGCUGUUAUGUGCGUGGAAUGUGCUAUACAUCUGGAUUAUUUCUUUUUUUUUUUGGAAAACUGGUCCAAUCACUGGUUUUAUGUCUUCUUUCUUCCAAAAUCUCAUCACUCUUUCCCCCCCAUUUUGAUUUUUAGUGCCUUUCUGGAACACCGAAUAAAAUUGUAUACCUCCA